This is a messenger RNA of Cordyceps fumosorosea ARSEF 2679, 2772 nucleotides long. RefSeq names its product Cyclin-like F-box. The record is from RefSeq and is a predicted model, not a curated record. Lineage: Eukaryota; Fungi; Ascomycota; Sordariomycetes; Hypocreales; Cordycipitaceae. The transcript has 4 exons. Gene Ontology annotation, molecular function: protein binding. Bases 1 to 2772 code for a protein of 923 amino acids.
AUGUCCGCUGGAGGCGACGAGGCUUCUGCUGCCGUACCCGGCUCGGCUUUCCGCUUUACUGACUUGCCCAUAGAGACUCAGCGCCAUGUUCUCUCCUGUUGCUCUUCGGGCGAUCUCAUCUGCGUCGCCCUCGUCUCCAAGCAUCUUCACGAUCUUGCAUCGGCUAUCAUGUACCGCGAUUUUCACAUCAUCUUCCCCGACGAUGACGAUCUUAGCUUUGACUCCCCUGUAGAUGGCCUUGCUGGCGGUCUUGACACCUUCACCACUAGCCAGUAUGAUUACGCCAGACACCUAAGAGACCUCUCUAUGGAUACUUUGAGUUCUGGAAUAAAGGGAGAGCGGUCCUAUCAACCGUAUCUAUACUCGUCAAGCUGUGGCAAGUUCUUCAACACCUUACUCUUCUUGACCCUCCAGAAAGCUCACUUUCUUGAAUCCUUUCGAUGGAAUGUGCGGAUCGAGCUCAGUCGACCGGUGUAUAGGCGACUGCGACAGUUAAAGUCGCUUCGAACCCUGCAUAUUCGUAUGCAGGCUGGUGAUUCCUACUACUCGAGACCACCUCCUUUGCCCAUCAGCUUCCAUCAGCACCACUCCCCGCCCAGCCCGGUCUAUGGGCAUUCGCAUUGGUCAAACACAGCCUUCCCGCCUUUGCAGUCCUCGAUGGCCUCGCCGCAUCCUAUUUCGCAUCAUGUCUUGCAGAAUGAACCCCACACGCGAUCCCGAUCCGUGUCCAAGAAUCGCACUCCAAAGCAGCCGCAGGAUGCUAUGAGACUCUCCGGUUUCAAGAACCUCAAAAACCUGGCUGUUCUAGACAUUGAUGACAUGAAUGUUGUAACGGAGAUUGCGGACUCUGUUAAGCACUCACACUCGACCUUGACACAGCUCAAGCUAUCUUUAUCCCGGUCUUUGGCAUCGCAAGCCAGGAGAGCUUCCCAUGAGUCGGAUGCUGAAGAAUCCACUGAUGAAGACUUUCCUGACCCCCCAAACGCACACCCUCCAAAUUUUGCACCACCUGAGCCAGUCCGAAACUUCCGAGCUCAAGAGGAAUGGAAGAAACAGGAAGUUCUCCUCGGCAAAAUACUUGGUGUUGAACCCAGUCUCCACAAGAAGCCUCAGAUGAACUUGGAUGCGGUCAACGUGAAAGCCGAGGAGUCUUCGGCAACUAAGCCUCCAGCUCUGUCACCUGGUCAAGAGUUCAUUAUUUCUCUCACCGGCAUCUCAUCCAAACUAGUGACCCUCCUACAUGGCCCAAAGGAGCUUUCAGCAACUCACCAAGAAAUACUGAAUACUAUAGAGCAGGCUGCACGAAAAUAUGUUGAGUCCGGCGAGAUGCCCAGUCUGAAACAGAAUCAGGAUGCAGACAAGCAGACUGAUGGCGACGAAGAUAACGAAGCUCAACCUAGCUUCUGUUUCGCGUCCACUUCCGCCGCCACAAACUCCGAGACCGUCGGAAAUGCUGACACGGCGAACCCGUUGGAUAAUUCCAACAAGCUCCCGCUGAGACAAAAGCUUGAAGAUAUCCCGUCCUCACACUCCACCCUCGUAGACUCCCCCCCCGAUGCCGGUCAGUUGCGCCAUACUGGCUCGAGAGAUGAGCUGCCUUCUGCAGGGCCGUCGACUUCUCGUUCGACCUAUAAUCCAUCCGUGGAGGAUUCUGCGAGACGUCGUCGUGACAAUGUCGUCCCUUCCCGGGACCUUUUCAAAGGAAAUGUGCCCAAGAGCAACGACAGUCAGAUGAAUGAUUAUCUUCGCAGCACCAGGGGUCUGUCUCUUGAAGUCUUGAAAAUUGAUCUACUUCCCGCGAAGGCCUCAGUCCUCUGUCGAGCACUGAAUCUAGGUGCCCUGAAGGAGUUGGCCUUACUCAACGUUGGCAACCAGGCACCCAUUUGGACGGCUCUGGCCAAAGAAAAUGCAGUGAAUCCACUACCUCUUCGAAGCAUCUUCACGGACAAUGUCUCAAAUGCCUUUUUGACAUUUGCGUCUGGCCUGGAAGAGCUUCACGAGCUGUUUCUACUCGAGCGCAGCGUCGAUCAUCUUCCUGCUAGCUUCACGCCGAGGGCUUCUGUCACGAUUGAUCAGAUUCGGCGAAUUGUGCUUAAGAAGCACAUUCACACCCUUAAGCGUCUCAUGAUCAAGGACGAGUCAAAAGAGGCCAAUUGGGAUAUCAAUGAGAAGACAAUGGUUAUGAUUUGCAACCUCGGUGUACAACUAGAGGAGCUGGCGAUCAGCAUGAAUAGAAAUGCUGUGCACGUUUUCAUGCAGUACUUUCAUGAGCUCGUCAAUCUGCGCGCCAUCAAUAUCCUGCACUUCAAGAGCAACGAUACGUGCUUGUGGGUCGUCCGUGAGACCCUGCGCUUCAUGGUCGACAACCUCUCCCACUACCCGGACAUGAAGCUCGAGUGGAUCGCCAUGGAAGACGACCGCGUCGACCGGGUUGUGCGGCAGGGGGAGCCCGACGACGAGGACGAGCUCUGCCCGCGUCGGCUCUCCAGGGCCGAGCAGCAGCUGCAACAUCCCGUCGCCACGGGGGCGUUUGUGCCGACGUUGCUCGGCCCCCUCCCUCCGUCGCAUCCUACCUCCAUCCAGGUCAGCAAUGCGCACCUCCCGCUCUUCCCGCCAGACGCCGUCGGCCUCGACGACAGCGAUGACAGCGAUGACGAGCGCUUGCAUGAAAGCGGAUCGCGGCUACGUUACACGACGGUCGGUCCCAUGCAGUUUUACGACGUAUGGGGCAUAAAAAUCUUUGAAAAGGAGAUUCGCAGCGGACGUCUGUAG